Drechmeria coniospora is the source of this 1629-nucleotide messenger RNA. Its product is annotated as arginine permease. The record is from RefSeq and is a predicted model, not a curated record. Bases 1 to 1629 code for a protein of 542 amino acids. Gene Ontology annotation, molecular function: amino acid transmembrane transporter activity. Gene Ontology annotation, biological process: amino acid transmembrane transport. Gene Ontology annotation, cellular component: membrane. The transcript has 2 exons. Lineage: Eukaryota; Fungi; Ascomycota; Sordariomycetes; Hypocreales; Ophiocordycipitaceae.
AUGGCCGACGAAAAGACGCCCCGGGUGAGCGACGACAAGGUCUCGGGCGAAAAGGCCGGCCAGGAUGUCGAGGCGGCCGACUCGGGGCUCAACCGAGCCUUAAAGUCCCGCCACCUCCAGUUCAUCGCCAUCGGAGGCACCAUCGGGACGGGCCUCUUCCUCGGCACCGGCAGCGCGCUGGCCAAGGCCGGCCCUGCCUCGCUGCUCAUCGCCUUCAUCUUCGUCGGCCUCGUCGUCUACUCCGUCAUGGUCGCCCUCGCCGAAAUGGCCGCCUACAUGCCCGUCGCCGGCGCCUUUACCGUCUACGCCACCCGCUUCGUCGACCCGACCGUCGGCUUCACCAUGGGCUGGAUCUACUGGUUCAGCUGGACCAUCACCUACGGCCUCGAGCUGGUGGCCGCCGGCCUCAUCCUCCAGUACUGGAACGAGACGCUAAACAUCGGCACGUCCCCCCCCCCCCGCCUGCCGUGGCCGACGGGCCGUGCUAACCGGCCGCCAGCGCUGCCCAUUGGCAUCUUCUGGGCCGUCAUCACGGGAAUCAACUUCCUGCCGAUCCGCUGGUUCGGUGAGAUCGAAAUGUGGCUGUCGACCAUCAAGAUCGUCACCAUCGUCGGCUUCAUCGUCUUCUCCAUCGCCAUCAACGCCGGCGCCGGCCGGCAGGGCUACAUCGGCUUCAAGUACUGGACCUUCCCCGGCUCCUUCGCCGAGGGCCCCUUCGCCGAGGCCGUCGACGGCGCCGCGCCCGAGCGCCUCGUCACCGGCGCCCUCGGCAGGUUCGUCGGCUUCUGGGCCGUCCUCAUCACCGCCGGCUUCAGCUACCAGGGCUCGGAGCUCGUCGGCGUCGCCGCCGGCGAUGCCGCCGACCCCGAGAAGACGAUCCCCUCGGCCAUCCGCUGGACCUUUUGGGGCAUCUUCAGCCUCUUCAUCGCCACCAUCUUCGUCCUCGGCCUCAACAUUCCCUUCGACAACCAGGAGCUCCUCAACAAGUCGACCAACGCCUCGGCCUCGCCCUUUGUCAUCGUCUGCACCCUGGCCGGCGUCCAGGUGCUGCCCCACAUCAUCAACGCCGUGCUCCUCAGCGCCGUCCUGACGGCGGCCAACUCGGACGUCUACUCGAGCAGCCGCAUCCUGCUCGCCCUCGCCGAGGAGGGCCACGCGCCGGCCAUGCUGACCAAGACGAACCGCCACGGCACGCCCUACUGGUCCGUGGCCGCCUGCGCCUCCUUCGGCCUGCUGGCCUUUCUCAACGUCUCCAAGGACGGCGAGACCGUCUUCAACUGGCUGCUCAACAUCACGGCCGUCGCCGGCUUCAUCACCUGGUCGCUCAUCAACGUCUGCCACCUGCGCUUCAUGUCGGUGCUGCGCCACAAGGCCAUCCCGAGGGCGUCGCUGCCGUACCGGGCACCCUUCCAGCCCUACCUCUCCUGGUUCGGCCUCUUCUUCAACGUCUUGAUCUUGAUGACGAGCGGCUUCACCGUCUUCAUGGACUGGGACACGUCCAACUUCUUUGCCGCCUACAUCAGCCUCUUCCUCUUCGUCUUUCUCUUCAUCGGCCACAAGCUGUUCUACCGGACGAAGCUGGUGGCCCUGGCGGAUGCCGACGUGAGCAUGGGACGUGCCUUGGCCUGA